AGCUGCAAACCCAAGUAAAGCCAGCCAGCCUACCCAUGCCACACCAGUACACCACAGAAUGUGAUGGUGAUUGUGAUCUUUCACAGUAAAAAAGAAAAAAAGGAAGAUCUGUUCUUGAAGCCAAACAGCGAUUGCUGGUUUUGCUGGUGUUGGCGAUGAGAUUCUAUUAUUCCCCUUGCCCCUAGUGGGCGAUCAACACCGACACCCACUGCACUGCCCCUCCCCUCCAUUCUUUUCUUUUCUUCAACCCACCGCGCGCUCCAAUUCGGAAGCUCGGGGAGCAGCAGGCAGAAGCAAUGGCGGGCUCGUCCAGGCUCAAUUCUAGCACGGCCGACGCUGCCAAAAGCAGCAAGAGCACGCCACAUGUGGCCGCCACCGCUAGGCCGGUGGCCUGUGGCAUCCCACGUCAUGCGGCGGCGCGUGCCGAGAGGUCCCCGGCGUUGGUGGAGAAGACGCCGUCGCCGUCGUCAGCCGACCACCGCUCGCCCAAGAUCUCCUCCCGGAUCAGUACACUGCCUUCUGCCGAGAAGCACAGGACUGCCGUGAAGAAGCAGUCCAUGGAACAGCUCGCGGCGAUCCAGGAGGAUCUCAGGAGGGCAAAGGAACAGCUGGCAAAGAAGGAGACGGAGCAUCGUAAGGUCGCCGACGACGCCAGGAGGACGGCCGAUGAGGCCAAUGCCAAGCUCCGGUACGCCCUCGCCGAGCUCAAGAAGGCGGAGGAAGCCUCCGAGACCGAGAUGUUCCGAGCCAUCGAGCUGGAGCAGACUACCAUCGAGUCCACGCAGAGGAAGGAUGAGCUCCAGCGGAGGCUGGAGGCAACGCGGCGCCAGCAGGAGGCCGACGCCGCGGCGCUGCGGUCCAUGGUAGCGCAGCUGGAGGAGGCGAGGCUAGAACUGGCUGACGCUAUUGACGCCAAGAACCUGGCGCUCAGCCACGCCGAUGACGCCAUCAGAGCCGGCGAGGCGAACGCCGCCCAGGUGGAGCUCCUCAACGCGGAAAUCAACCGACUCAAGGAUUCGUUUAAUUCUGAGCUAGAGAGCAAGGUAAAAGAAUCCGCUGAGAAAACCAGGAAGCUGGAGGCCGAGACGUCGGUACUAAGGAUCAAGCUCAAGAAAGCCAAGGUUGCCGAAGAGAAGGUGGCUGAAUUGGAAGGUGCCGUUGAAGGUCUCAGAGCUGAUGUUGCCAAUGCCAUCAAGGCCAGGAGAGAAGCAGAUGGAUUGGUUGGUGAAUGGAAGAAGAAGGCUCAACUUUUUGAGAUCAAACUGGAGCUAGCCAACCAGUCCAGCAUCCUCAAGGCUGAAUCCAUGAGUUCGGUGAUGAAGGAAUUGGAUGCGGCGAAUGCUUUGUUGCAGGUAAAAGAGUCUCAAAUUGCUCUUCUUCACGACAAGAUAGAGUCCUUGGAACAUGAAGUGGUGAGGCAGAAUGAAGAUAUCAAUGCAUCAGGUCAGCGCGUCGAUGCCGCGCAGAGAGGAGCAUUAGCCUUAAGGACAGAGAUCCAGGAGCUUAGGUCAAGGCUUGGCGCGAUGGAACAAGAGAAGAGGGGUACUAUCAAGGAUGGAAGCUUUACAAGCUCCCAAAUUGAGGCCAUAUGUGAAGAGAAGGAUAAGCUAGCUAAGGAACUAGAAUCUAGCAAAUAUGAAUGCGAGAAAGUUAGAAAAGCAAUGGAGGAUAUGGCCUCUGCAUUGCAAGAGAUGUCUGCUGAGGCAAGAGAGUCACAGGAGAAUUACCUGCACAAAGAAAAAGAGAUCGAGCACACCAGGGCAAAAUUACAAGAGCUCAACAUCAGCCUCAACAACACCAGGGAUAACUAUGAGGUAAUGCUUGAUGAAGCAAACUACGAGAGGAUCUGCUUGAAGAAUAAGGUGGAACAGCUGGAAGCAGAAGCCAAGACCACAUCUGAGGAGUGGCGAUCCAAAGAGCUUAGCUUUGUUAGCUCUAUCACAAAAUCAGAAGAAGAGAUCAUGUCAAUGAGAACUCGGUUGGGUAAAGCACUAGAGACGGCAAGAGACAUGGAGAACAGAAAUGCUCAACUAGAGGAGAAGGUAAGAGAACUGGAAGCUCUGAUGGACAAGGAUAAUAAUUACAGAGGAGGCAAAGACACAAAAGCGUACAAAGAGAAUGAUGGCCUGCAUCUGCAUGUCAAAGAAUCAUCUGGUUCAGAGAAAAUCAAGGACUUGUAUUCUCUGAUAGGAAAUGACGAGGGAAACACGGAGAAAGAUGGGCCAGUUUUGCUAGUUUCUAAGAUGUGGGAGAACAGCUACAACUUAUCUAAGGAGAGGGACGACGGUGAACCGGAAGUUGAUCUGUUGGACACAGACAGAGACAUUGCUGCUGAUGGCAAUGGCAGUAGGUUGUCCACAGAGAAGACCAACAGUAACACCAAAUUGGUAGUCAAGCAGAACCAGCAAAAGAAGGCUUUGAUGAAGAAAUUCGGUGGCUUACUGAAAAAGAAAAGCCAACAUUAGGUAAUCCUUAUCAAAUAAAAGGAAAAAAUUGCUUGAUCUAUAACACAUAUGACUGUUUUAUCUCGUUUAUAUAUUAUUACGUCCUGCUGACGUGGCAGUGGAGAUGAUAACUGUAAGCUUAAGAGGGAAGAGAAAACUGAAGGGUGGUAUAUUUCCUUUCCCUUUUUCGGGUUAAUUUCUUACGUUGUGUAUUUGUGAGAAGUAUUUAUGCUCUAGUUUUGUUUUCUGACUGGUUCUCUAGUUUUUGUAUCUAUAUGUAUGCUGCGGUUAUAUGAAUGUAAAGGAAUAUGAGGUUGCACUUGGGUUGUUCUCCAAUACAUUUCACAACCUAUGUAUAUGCAUCAUGCGUGCAUAGAACACCAACCAAGCAAGGGGUAUCAACUAUUGGUGUGUACUUUCUACUCCCUCUAUAUCACAAAAUAGAAGUAUUCCUUGUAUCCAGUGACAAUUUUAUUAAUGGAAAAAAUAUUAUUGGUGGUGAGUGGUAA
Molecule: messenger RNA, 2953 nt
Organism: Oryza sativa Japonica Group (Japanese rice)
Lineage: Eukaryota; Viridiplantae; Streptophyta; Magnoliopsida; Poales; Poaceae
Product: WEB family protein At5g16730, chloroplastic
Biological process (GO): reciprocal meiotic recombination
Source: RefSeq, a predicted model, not a curated record